AUGUUCCCGCGGCUCACCGAGCUGGUCGUGUUGCUGCUGCGGCUGUUGCUGACCUCCUGUUCGAAUGUGGACACCUACUCGGGCGUCGUGGACUUUGCGCGCGAGCGAAAGGUGGCGGACCAUACAGAGGUGAGCAACGAUCCCAUGGCCGAAGUGGAGGCCCAGAGACACCGGGAGAUCCUGGCGUCGGCUGUCGCAGGGGUGAUCCUGAUCUUGCUGAAGUCGGCCCGGCGCUAUUCCUCCGAGGACUUCGCCUUUCUCUCGCAGCUGGUGGCCGAAUCCAACGGUGCCCUGGUGGUCCUGAAGUAUCUGAACCAGGACAUGAGCGCGGAGCAAGCCAUUCCCCCAGUUUUGCCAUGUUUGCAAGCUGCCGUGGCAGCAGGAAAACGCUUGCCGCUGUCUGCUUGUUUCUGGCAGGCAUGUGGCACCUUAAGGCUGGUGGAAGUGUUGUAUUUGGUUUGUCGAGAUUGCCCUGAGCGGGUGCGGAAGUAUCUGAUCCACUACCGCGCGCCAUUUAUUUUGAAGCGCCUCAAUCGGGUUGAAAGCCCCCGUGCGCAACGGCUGGUGCUGAAACUGCUGAAGAAGCAGGUGCGAUACCUGCCACGUAAAUGGAGGCAGGCCAACAUGAAGGCCUUGAGUGCCAUUUAUUUGCAGGUGACCAUGUCUCCUCUGGAGGAUUGGCUACUGAACGACGCGGCGGAACAAAGUCUUGAAGGUCCUUCCGCCAAGGAGCUCGCAGCCGUCAAUCGCAGCGAGAGCCAGGCAGUUCCACAGAGAGAAUCUGAGAUCUCGGCAGAUGGCCUGGGCUAUGUGCUGUCCUUCCCAGAGUUCGUUCCGAGAAGUUGA
This is a messenger RNA of Cladocopium goreaui, 846 nucleotides long. The record is from the annotation of a GenBank genome assembly. Lineage: Eukaryota; Dinophyceae; Suessiales; Symbiodiniaceae.